AUGACCAAACCAUGGACCUACUUGAGCUUGAAAGCAGUUUUCGAGCAUGUAGAUGUAAAUAAGCGGUUCAAAAUAAAAUCACAUUGUCCAACGCUCCGUCAUAUCGAAAAGGAAGUCCCACUGCGUCUGAAGUACCUUUCAUUUAGAAAGAAUGAAAUCCAGCUUAACACAACAACCAUAAAACGAACAUCAUACAAGAACAAAGCUGGCAAAAAAAUAAAUGCAGCAGAAAGACUCAAAUCUUUAUUGAAAGGAAGAAAGAGUAUUCGAACUAAGGAAUUUCAAGUUCUAGAUAUUGGUUGCAUUCCGAAAAAUCUGAAAAUUUAUGCGGAUUCCGUGAACUCUGGAGAUUUGGACUUUUCACUAGUGCUCUCUUUCCUUGAUACAAGUAGCUUCCCGCUGAAAGUUCUCAAAAUGAACAUUUCCAACACUUCAGCAAGUAUUGAAUACGCCGAUAUUGCUAAAAAGUUGGUUAUUCGGACUGGUGGAUCGGGUAGAGGAACUAAAUGGAUAGCAAAUGUUUUGUUCCACCCUAGAAACCAGAACAUAGUAUUUGAAAACUUGCGUUUAUGGGCAACAAAUAUGGCUGCGCUUGUUCAAUCAUGGCAACAGAACCAAUACAAGGUUGGGAGGAUUUUCACUUCAUAUAACCAAAACAUAAUAUCAGGAUCAUCAGAAUUUGUGAGUGGCUUCGCCGAAGUUCUACAUUCUCGAAACCCAUUGGAAGAGAAGAAACAAAAGGAGAAAAGGCACGUGGAAGCUGGACGACCCAAGCCACGUCAAAGGCUGAUGUGA
Caenorhabditis remanei is the source of this 795-nucleotide messenger RNA. RefSeq lists its product as uncharacterized. The transcript has 2 exons. Bases 1 to 795 code for a protein of 264 amino acids. The record is from RefSeq and is a predicted model, not a curated record. Lineage: Eukaryota; Metazoa; Nematoda; Chromadorea; Rhabditida; Rhabditidae.